Messenger RNA from Myodes glareolus (Bank vole), 1112 nucleotides. RefSeq names its product dehydrogenase/reductase X-linked (gene Dhrsx). The record is from RefSeq and is a predicted model, not a curated record. Gene Ontology annotation, biological process: positive regulation of autophagy. Gene Ontology annotation, cellular component: extracellular region. NCBI's taxonomy places the organism in Eukaryota, Metazoa, Chordata, Mammalia, Rodentia, Cricetidae.
CAUCGUGACGGGCGGGACCGACGGCAUCGGGCUGGCCACAGCGCGGCGGCUGGCCCGGCUGGGCAUGCGCGUGGUCAUAGCCGGGAACAACACGGCGAAGGCGAACGACGUCGUCUCCCGGAUCCGCGAGGAGACGAAGAACGAGAAGGUGCAUUUCCUGUUCUGCGACCUGGCCUCCCUCCGCUCCGUCCGGAAGUUUGCCCGCGACUUCCUGUCGCGGGGUUUCCCGCUGCACGUGCUGGUCAACAACGCCGGCGUCAUGAUGGUUCCCCCCGGCCGCACCGAGGACGGCUUCGAGCGCCACUUCGGCGUCAACUUCCUGGGCCACUUCCUGCUGACGCACCUGCUGCUGGACGCGCUGACGUCGGCGGGGUCGCCGGGUCAGAGGUCCAGGGUGGUCACCGUGGCGUCGGCCACGCACUACGUGGGGGAGCUGGACCCGGCGGACCCACAGGACCGGAAGUCGCCCUACUCAGCGCACGCGGCCUACGCGCGGAGCAAGCUGGCGCUAGUCCUGUUCUCACAGCGGCUUCAGCGGCUGCUAGCGGCACGCGGCCACCCCGUGACCGCCAACCUGGUCGACCCGGGCGUCGUGGACACGGAGCUCUUCCGCCACGUGUGGUGCGGCACGCGGGCCGUGCAGCGGGCGCUCGGCUGGCUGCUCUUCAAGACCCCCGACGAGGGCGCCUGGACCUCUGUCUACGCCGCCGCCGCCCCGGAGCUGGAAGGGGUUGGCGGCCGCUACCUCUACAAUGAGGCUGAGACUGAACCACUGGGCCUCGCUCGGGACGUGGAGCUGCAGGCGCGGCUGUGGGCGGAGAGCUGCCGACUGGCGGGGAUCCCUGACGGGAUGGGUGUAGGCGUGGAGUAGGCCCGCGCCCGCCAUGGCACCACGUACUCUGCACCAAGCACCUACUUGGACCUGAUGCUGUGAUGAUGUGGGCGUAUGACAUCAUCGCCCGCUACCGCCUCUACCCCCAAGCUCCCAUGGGGCCCCCAGCCAGGCAGUGGAGCACCAUAAAGGACUCUGCACCAAGAAAAAAUAAUAAUAAAAAUUCAGCUGCCAAUUGAUUUCUUUCACAGACAUGCAAUAAAUCUCUUACUCAACCCUU